Lottia gigantea (owl limpet) is the source of this 297-nucleotide messenger RNA. RefSeq lists its product as hypothetical. The annotation marks the transcript as partial. The record is from RefSeq and is a predicted model, not a curated record. NCBI's taxonomy places the organism in Eukaryota, Metazoa, Mollusca, Gastropoda, Lottiidae. The transcript is spliced from 2 exons.
AACUUCCACAGUAUUUCUCUCAUCAUCAUGAUGGAAUCACCAAGAGAUAUCAAGUUAACUUCGUCAUGUUUAUUUCGAGGUUCGGAAUAUCUCGUUACCAUGGAAGUAAAAGAUGGAGAUCAACUAAAUAUCGAGGUGGAAGACAGAAUUAGUUCUGACCAAUGGAAAGCCAGCUUUGAUGCAACAUACAUACAAGAUCUUACUCAUAAAACUGGUAAUUUUAAACAGUUCCAUAUUUUUACAAGUAUGUUAGAGUCAGCCUUGAAUAAGGUUUGUAUUUACAUAAUUUCUCUCUGA